GCGCCUUGCCCGUUAGAGGAGCCGGUCCUGCCCGUCGUCGCCACCACCAUGUCCCGCUACCUGCGUCCCCCCAACACGUCCCUGUUCGUGAGGAAUGUGGCCGACGACACCAGGUGUGUGUCUGAAGACCUGCGUCGUGAAUUUGGUCGUUACGGCCCCAUAGUCGACGUGUACGUUCCGCUCGAUUUCUACACACGUCGCCCAAGAGGAUUUGCUUACGUUCAGUUUGAAGAUGUUCGGGAUGCCGAGGAUGCCCUCCACAAUUUGGACCGGAAGUGGAUCUGUGGUCGCCAAAUUGAAAUCCAGUUUGCCCAAGGGGAUCGAAAAACCCCAAAUCAGAUGAAAGCGAAGGAGGGCAGGAACGUGUACAGCUCUUCCCGCUACGAUGACUAUGAUCGAUACAGGCGCUCCAGAAGCCGCAGUUACGAAAGGAGGCGAUCUCGGAGUCGUUCUUUCGAUUACAACUACAGAAGGUCUUACAGCCCUAGAAACAGUAGACCUACCGGAAGACCCCGCCGGAGCCGAAGCCAUUCAGACAACGAUAGGUUCAAACACCGCAAUCGGUCUUUUUCGAGGUCAAAGUCCAAUUCAAGAUCACGGUCCAAGUCCCAACCCAAGAAAGAAAUGAAGGCUAAAUCGCGUUCUAGGUCCGCGUCGCACACCAAAACUAGAGGCGCCGCUAAACCCGAUUCUAAACCACACUAUAAGUCCGGCUCAAGAUACGAAAAGGAUGCGAGGAAAAAAGACCCGGCUAGGUCCAAAUCCCAGUCGAGGUCACAGUCUAGGUCGAGGUCAAAAUCCAGGUCACGGUCUUGGACGAGUCCCAAGUCCAGUGGCCACUAACGCUGUAACCAUGAUGUUUGGGGGCAUGUAUCAUUCAUUUACACACAGUUCGGUUUACUUAAAUUAUCAGGAAUAUGAUGUUGCCACAGUGCUAAAAGAGAACUUUUUUUCUUUUUGUCAGUUUUCCCUGUAGCAGGCGAUGGUGACGAUUAAAAAUCAUGUGCUGUUGAGAA
Molecule: messenger RNA, 1016 nt
Organism: Tachyglossus aculeatus (Australian echidna)
Lineage: Eukaryota; Metazoa; Chordata; Mammalia; Monotremata; Tachyglossidae
Gene: SRSF10
Product: serine and arginine rich splicing factor 10
Exons: 6
Coding region: 49-843 (264 amino acids)
Molecular function (GO): RNA binding
Source: RefSeq, a predicted model, not a curated record